AUGCAUGGAGGAAAAUUAAGCGUACAGAAUCUUCGCUUAUAUCUUGAAAGUACUCGAGGAAAAGAAGUAACAGAACGUCUUUUUACAAAUAUCUCUUGGCUCAUUGUACAUUCAUUAAAAGCUGUGGCGCCUGUUAUGGCAAAUGAUCGUCACUGUUUUGAAUGUUACGGAUAUGAUAUUAUCAUCGAUAACAAGUUAAAACCUUGGCUUGUCGAGGUAAACGCAUCACCUUCACUUACGUCCACAACAGUUAAUGACAGAAUAUUGAAAUACAAACUUAUAGACAAUAUACUGUCUGUAGUUCUUCCGCCUGAUGGUGUUCCCGACAUACGUUGGAAUAAAGUACCAUCACCUGAAGCUCUGGGAAAUUUCGAGCUCCUUCUGGACGAAGACCUAGCUAACCACGCAGAUGACCAUGGCUCGCAUUUGCCAGGGAGAGGAGCUCGCUCAGACAUGAGAAGCACGAGUCGAUGGAAAUGA
Gryllus bimaculatus (two-spotted cricket) is the source of this 480-nucleotide messenger RNA. NCBI's taxonomy places the organism in Eukaryota, Metazoa, Arthropoda, Insecta, Orthoptera, Gryllidae. The record is from the annotation of a GenBank genome assembly.